Messenger RNA from Penicillium salamii, 1152 nucleotides. NCBI's taxonomy places the organism in Eukaryota, Fungi, Ascomycota, Eurotiomycetes, Eurotiales, Aspergillaceae. The record is from the annotation of a GenBank genome assembly.
AUGGAGGGACUAUUCACUUUGCUCGCUUUGGGCAUUGUGAUGGCAAUUACGUCUUUUGUCGUCGGCUCAUUACCUCUCGCGUUUACGCUCUCCCCCUCACAGCUCCGACUGAUUUCGUCGAUUGGCAUGGGCGUGUUGGUGGGGACAUCCUUAAUCGUGAUCAUUCCCGAGGGAAUCGAAACUCUCUACAGCGCCAAUGCCCGCAGUCGCAAACAGCUCAGUACCCGAGAAACCACCGUGAACUGGCAGUACCAGGCCCCGACCGUGGCCACAUUUGGUCCCAGCGAAAACAGCGCCUCAGAUCUCGCGACUCCUGUCCCGAACCUCCUGGUAAGAGACGAGUUUUCCGAGUCGCAAACGCUCUACGUUCGGAAGGAGGACCCCGCGAGCGACAAGUCCAACGACUCAACCCACGAAGAUGAAGAAAACUCCCCGCACGCGUGGAUUGGAAUCGCCCUCAUCAGCGGUUUCAUCUUGAUGUACCUGGUCGACAAGCUCCCCGAAUUCGCCGCCCCUACCAAGAACGACCGCACGCCCUACCAUAUCUCCCUUGAUAAUCUUGGAUCUGGACUACGACGGGGCUCAUCCCCCUCGCGCGAGGGUGGAUUGCUAGACCCUAACCACUCCCGACGCGGGCACAGCUUUGCGACCACCACCGGACUGGUUAUCCACGCCGCGGCCGACGGUAUCGCUCUGGGGGCCUCUAGUUCCGAUACCGGGUUGAGCUUCAUUAUCUUCUUGGCGAUCAUGGUGCAUAAAGCGCCAGCGUCCUUUGGACUGACGUCGAUUCUGCUCAAGCAGGGGCUAUCGAGUCGCACCGCCAGGGCGCAUCUGCUGGUCUUCAGUCUUGCGGCCCCGCUUGGUGCCUUGGCUACUUUCCUUUUUGUGCAGAUGAUGGGAUCUUCCAGUGCCGACGAGGCGGGUACUCUCUGGCGAACUGGAAUGCUUUUGCUUUUCUCCGGUGGCACUUUCUUGUAUGUUGCGAUGCACACGAUGCAAGAGAAUGGCCCUGGGUCCUCCCCGCGCGAGUUGCCCAUCAAUGGAUACGGUGACCGCGACCAGAAUGGCUCGGACAAAUCCAUGAGGGAUUUGAUCGCGUCCGUUCUGGGUAUGAUCCUGCCUCUGUUCCUGCAACUGGGACACGCUCAUUGA